Cercospora beticola is the source of this 1829-nucleotide messenger RNA. Its product is annotated as WD40 repeat domain-containing protein. Lineage: Eukaryota; Fungi; Ascomycota; Dothideomycetes; Mycosphaerellales; Mycosphaerellaceae. The record is from RefSeq and is a predicted model, not a curated record. Gene Ontology annotation, biological process: mRNA export from nucleus. Gene Ontology annotation, cellular component: THO complex part of transcription export complex. Gene Ontology annotation, molecular function: protein binding.
UCCUUGUCCGCAUCGAUCCAAGCCAGCUUCCCACACGCGACUUUGACACGUGCGACAGCGUCCGAGCUUGCACAUUUCACUUCUGCCAACGCAGCCAUAUUUAGCAGGACUGCCCACCGCAUGUAUGGAAACCGAUAUCUCAAAAUAGGCAAGCGAACAUGGCGCCUCCACCACCAAGGCGCAACCUGCGCAAAGAUGUGGUCGCAUCGCAUUUCGACUACAAAAAAGCGAAGCCGAUAGUGCUCAAUGAGACCGGACGACCCAUUCCUACGAACAGCACAAUGGCCCCGAAUAUCCGCUCAAUAUCUUGGUCACCGACAGGAGCAAUGGUUGCGCACAACAUACACAACAACAUCCGAGUGUGGAACCCUGAACGAGCGGAUGUGAAGGCCACAACAGCGCUGCAGGAUGGGCCGAAGCCAGGUGCGCACGGCAAUACUGUUGAGAAGCUUGCCUUUAGCCCGCGAAUGGAGAGCCUGCUGGCGAGUACAGGACAAGAUGGCUUGGUGAAGUUCUGGGAUGUAAGAGUGCCUGGUGGAGGAACAGGUCUGGUAGGAGGGAGCGGGUAUGGCGCAAAAGGGCAUACACAAGGAAAGAGCGGGGAGUACAAGACAGGCGAGCAGACACUGUUCUUGACAUGGCACCCAAAUGGAACCGAGCUUCUUGUAGGAACGCGAAACGAUGUCAUUACAGCCUUGGACGUUCGCAAAGCAGAUACACCCAUGGUGCUCGAACCCAACGCGCCUCCAGCAAGCAAUCUACCCAAAUAUGAUGCCACUGCGACAGAUCGAUCUCCUACUAAGGACAAGGGUGCUUUCUAUCAGAUGGCCUUCACAAAUUCUGGCAACCACAUCCUCGCCGCGACAACCGAAGGACCUGUCAAAGUCCUCUCAUACCCCUCCAUGCAGCCUGUGCAUAAUCUAGUAGCUCACAGCGGAUCAACGUAUAGCGUACAACAAUCGCCAACAGGCAACCACAUUGCAGUAGGCGGCACCGACGGUCUCAUCACACUCUGGAACACAGACACCUGGCUCGUCGACCACACCCUAAAGGAGGCUGCUGGUGCAGUACGAGAUCUGAGCUUCAGCUACGAUGGUGCAUAUUUGACUGCUGGAGGUGGACCGGAUCCGAUGAAGGAUAACGAGAGAGGACUCAGUAUUUGGCAUGUUGAGACGGGAGAAGAGGUGGUCAAGCUGGAGACGACGAAUGCGGUGACGUGGGUCGCGUGGCAUCCUUUGAGGCAUGCGGUGGCGUAUUCUGGAGAUCCAGGUGGACUGAAGAUUGUGGGGGGGUUGUCUGGAGGGUACUCAUAGGAGAACGAUGCUCGUUCGGAAGACGACCUCGAUAUUGUACGCCACGAUAUUUCAAGAUUGGACGAAUCUGGCAGGGCGGAAUGUAAAAUGCCACGCUACGGAAAGUGGACGUAAUCGUGGCAACGAAGACUAAGUCUCGUCUGUCAAAAGGGUGUGCUGCGGCAGGCCAUGCGCCAAUUCUGUUGGAACAGCGUCGCAAGAAUCAAUAACUUUCGUCUUUGCAACCGCUAUUUCGCUUCAAGAAGCCCGGGGAGUGGCCACCCUGUUCGAAUUCAAGACGAGCGAGCUCUGCGCCCAGCAACAAAAGCGGCAUUGCACGGCUACAUUGUGAUGCAAGCAAUGACCAUCCUGUCACGCUUGACAGCAACAUCUUCCAACUUUCAGCUUCACAACAUUUGCACGCCAUGCACGUGACUUGGAAGUAUAUGCACGGCUCUGUUGCAUCUGCUGACUAUCAGCUGGAUCCUACGCCAGCGCGAUCAGACAAUGGGGACUAAAUCUGUACGAGGUACGCAG